GAGCUCUGCCUCAUUUAUUUUUUGGACAGAGAGCAAUGGGUUUACUGGUGCCAAUCCUGCUGGCUCUUCUAGCCUCUCUAUUUGGAGGGUUUUACCUUUUAGGAGCAUUCAGAAAGCAAAAGCCAGGUGAACCCCCAUUAGAUAGAGGUCCCAUUCCCUGGUUGGGCCACGUGUUGGAGUUUCGCAGGGACACAGCAAAGUUCUUAGAGCGAAUGAAGCAAAAACAUGGGGACAUAUUCACGGUACAACUUGAUGGGAAUUACUUCACAUUUCUCAUGGAUCCUUCAUCUUUUGGAGCUGUCUUCAAGGAGGCCCACACAAAACUGGACUUCAGGGCUUUUGCAAGGAAGCUGGUGGUCAGAGUUUUUCAUUUCAAUCAAAUAGAACAUUCAAAAAAUCAAUUUCAUGUUACCAACAACAGGCAUCUAAUUGGUGAUGGACUAGUAUUAUUGACAGAAAGUACAAUGAAAAAUUUCCAAAAUCUCAUGCUCCACCACAGUAUAGGCAAAGGUGGAGACCAAAAGACCUGGAUUGAGGAUGGACUUUUCAUGUAUAGUUACAAUAUUGUUUUCAGGGCAGGGUACCUAUCACUGUUCGGCAAUGUGUCUUUAAGGGAGGCCGGGAGCACUGAGAAAUCCUUUGAGAUGGACAGAAUACAAUCUGAUGAACUGUUUACAGAGUUUCAUAAAUUUGAUCAAUACUUCCCCAAACUGGCCUAUGGUGUCCAGUCACCCAGAGAGAGGAUUGAGAUCAGGAAGCUGCUGAGGCUGUUUUGGAAAACUUUGUCAUCACAGGUUGUCAAGAAUAAGGAGAAUCCCAGCGACUGGGUGCGUGAAGAGCAGCAGACCAGCGAGGGACUAGGAAUGAAGGAGUUCAUGCAAGAACGAUGCAUGUUUGUAAUGCUCUGGGCAUCAGGGCCUGCUGCCUUUUGGCUACUAAUGUACCUCCUGAAGAAUCCAGAGGCCAUGGCUGCUGUGAGGAGGGAGGUGGACAGGGUUGUGACGGAAUCUGGGCAGGAAGUGAUGCGUGGUGGCCCGAUCAUCAAUCUGACCUAUGACAUGAUCCAGAAAAGUCUGAUCCUUGACAGUGCUCUUGAGGAGACCCUGAGACUGACUGUUGCGCCCGUUCUCAACAGAGCUGUGAUGGAAAACAUGAACCUCAAAAUGUCUGAUGGUCGUGCGUAUCAGAUUCGACAAGGCGACAUAAUUUCUCUCUUCCCUUACACUGCUGUUCAAAUUGAUUCCGAAAUCCACCCUGACCCACUUUCUUUCAAAUACGACCGCUUUCUUAACCCAGAUGGCAGCAAGAAAAAAGAUUUUUACAAGAACGGGAAGAAGUUGAGGUACUACACAAUGCCGUGGGGAGCUGGUGUCAGUAUGUGCCCUGGCCGUUUCUUUGCCAUGAAUGAGUUGAAGCAGUUUGUGUUUUUCAUGAUAUUAUAUUUUGACUUUGAGCUGAAGAAUCCUAAUGAGGAGGUACCUGACAUUGAUGUCAAGCGAUGGGGUUUUGGGGCCAUGCAACCCACAAGAGAUGUUGGUUUCAGAUACAGACUCCGAUUUUAAAUUACGCAUCAGAAUUUGGAGUUAAAUCUUUGUUUAUGGGUGGUAACCUCCAUCCAACUUGUGUAUGUUAUGUUUUCAGGCACCUAAUCUAGUACAGUAUCUUAAACCUAUGAUGGUUGCUUCAUGGCAGAAUCAUCUUUAAUUAAUCAAAUGUUAAAUAAUACAUACACACACUCACACAUACACACACACGCACACAGUUGAAAUAUAAGGAGUAGUAUUGCUAACUGCUAAAGAGAGCAAAUCUCUGAUCCCUGACAUCCUGCACAACCCCCUCCCUACCAAACUUGUCCUAUAGCUAGUUAAACAUAUUCAAGAUGCCAUGAUCCCUCAUUUAUGUUUUCUCAUGUCAUAACGUACUAUGUUAAUAUAUUAAAUUGCAUGUGUGGUGUUAAUAUAGGCAAAUGUUAAUAUUUGUAUUAUUGGUAAUUGCAAUCAAGUUUAGACCAGUCAGACCGCUCUUUCAUGAGAAGGGCUUAGUGAUCAAUAUGUAAUGGCGCUUGUGAACAUGUAACAGGAUUACCAGCCAGGGCACAACCUCAGGGGUGGUACAGAGUGGCAGUUAUCCGGCUACAAUAAUGUGCCCUUGGUGAUCUAUUAACUGAGAAAUCUCUGAGCUCAUCAGUCAAAGAGAAAAGGAGUGAGGAAGGGAGAACAGAAUGUUCUGCAGUCAGUAUGAAGCAAAUAUUUACUAUUUAGUUUAAACUGUGCAAUGUGUGUUAUUUUUGUCAUAGGCUAUUCUAGUGUCAUUGAACCCACUGUUUCAGCUGGAAUAAAACACAGUUGAAUAAAACAAAUAGCGUUAUGACAAAUUCUUGACAUUCUGAGCAUCAAAUUUCUUGCAUUCUGGGGAAUUGUUAUGCAGCAAUUCAGCCUUUUCUGCAUCAGUUGAUUGUAGAAAUUCUUAAUUUAUGUGAAGGAAUAAAAAAAAAACUCAGUUAUCCGGUGACAAUCAAAAUAUAUUGGAAUAUAAUGCAGUCAGUAUUGUGGAAAAAUAUUACUAUACCCUUAGAAGGAUUAUAAUUAAUAUCUUGCCUAUUCUAUAAGGAUGAAAAAAGCGUGGAGCCUUCUGAAGAGAAUCUUGCUUCUCAGAAAGGUCAUCCGAAGUUCUGUGCCACCAGUAUGUACUAAUAUUCAGGCCCGGGGACCAAGGUGACACAUGGAGGAUUCAGAUAUUGUCACGCCGCGUCCUGCUACGCGGUCCACUACCUCUAUCUAGUGGCUACUUGACGUCAGUGGUCCUUCUCCUGACACACCAGUCUACAAUCACCGAUCACCAUUCCCUACUUCAGCCGGGGAUCUCCCAUCAGCCGGCGCCAGUUCUUCGUUACGUCUACCCAGUUAGUAUCGGUCCUACAAGCAUUCUUGAAUAUCUGCCUCUAGCCUGACCCCUUGGUAACCAUCUCUCCUCCUCUCUGGUUCUCCCCCUGCCUCCGACGCCCUGCCUGCCUGACUACCCGCCUGUCGUCGAGCCCCUGACUGUCUGACUGCCUGCCUGUUACCGGACCCCCGCCUGUCUGACUACCCGCCUGCCUACCAAUAAAUCCCGUUC
This is a messenger RNA of Gadus macrocephalus (Pacific cod), 3114 nucleotides long. Its product is annotated as 7-alpha-hydroxycholest-4-en-3-one 12-alpha-hydroxylase-like. The record is from RefSeq and is a predicted model, not a curated record. Gene Ontology annotation, molecular function: sterol 12-alpha-hydroxylase activity; iron ion binding; heme binding. Lineage: Eukaryota; Metazoa; Chordata; Actinopteri; Gadiformes; Gadidae.